GUACAUGCAUUUCAACGCCAGUUCACGGAUGUUAAAAUAUUCAUGUGAUUCUUCCUCAUUGGAAAUUAAGUUUCACAUGUACAGUAAUUCAUCAGUAUUUUUAGGAUAACAAUGGCAUGGCAAAAUAUCUUCCUUUUUCUCCAAAGUUAGAUAUUUAUGGAUUCAAUCGAAAAAAUAAAAAAAAUGUCACAUCCGAGUAAAACGAUUGAAGUAGAACUCUAUUGGUCAUCAACAACUGCUCUAGAAUUUACAAGCAAUUCGAGUUCAUUUGAUUUCCUGAAUGAGUCGGCCUCGUCUUCGGAACAUUGGAUGAAUAUGACAGAAGGAAAUGUCACGAUAGAUGUCUAUAACACAACACUCAGACAAACAACCGCAGGUGAAGAAUUUAAGGUAGAAGAAAUUUGGGAAUGGUUUGUGAAUCUGACUACACCCACGCAGAUAGUAGUAGGCACACUGCUGUGUCUUGUUUUGAUUCUACUGAUUGGUAUAAUAUGCUGCUGCUGUUGCAAAAGAGGAAGGUUAAGGAGAGACAUCCGGAGGAGCGAGCAAAAGAGAGUUACCUCCGAGGAGAGGCAUUACACGCUGCCAAAUCAAAUAGCCAGAUUAUCAAAACUACGUCAGAACUUCGCACGACGAAUUAGCACCCUCUGGAUGGACCGGGAAGUCGCAGACGGUGAAUCUGUAGGAAACAGCAGAAUAGCGCAGAAUUCUCCCAGAAAAGAUCGGAAUGUACGCAUGCCCUCGCCGACACCGUCCCUUACAGAUAGGCCGUACAUGGAUAUGUCGUCCUUGACCAAGGCUCAUAGAGAUUCUGAGAAUCCGAAACAUUUUGAUGAUCAUGAUGCCGUUACCACCAAAGGAUACGUUAAACCAGACCGGAAACCCCCUCCUGUGCCUCCAGUAAGAAUCCAUCCUAAACUGCAAAAUACCGACGGACACAGUAGUUUGAAAUUGAAAAAUAUUUCAAGCCCCACGGGUGAACUGGGGUAUUACAGUCCACAAAUGCCUGUAAAGUUUCAGGCUAUUUCGUCAAUGCCAGGCCCAUCGCCAUAUAGCACAUGCCAACAAUGCGCUAUGGGUCACUUUGGUCAUGGUUGUAACACUAUGAUGCAAAUGCCGAUUCAGCAUUCACCAGCCCCACAAACCAUGUACAACAAUCAAAUGUACAUACCCGAAGAGCUUUGUCACCCCGUAGGUGUCCGAACAUACAGCCCAGGUCCGGGCAUGACCGUAAGGAGUCCGCCUUGGAAAGGCAGCAUGGGCCACGUGUAUUACCACGGAAAUAUGCCCUAUAAUCAGUGUAUACCAGAAGUGACGGAAUUGAGUGAGAAUGACACUAGCGGCGGCCAGUUUUUUGGACAUCAGUAUUUACUGAACAGUAGAAGUCCACUUUUGCAUGACCAUGAAAGAAUGAAUACAAAAGCUGACAGUAAGUUAUAUGAUAAACCACUGGAACAUGAGCACACAUACAGUGACGUCACUGAAUUAGAAAUGGAACGUCAUCAAAAUCACUCUUUGAAACAAUCAUACGCACCUGAACAGCAUGUGAAACAAUCGUACGCACCUGAACCGCCUGUGAAGCCAUCUUACGCACCUGAAUCGCCCGUGAAGCAAUCGUACGAAACUGAACCGCCUUUGAAGCAAUCGUACGUAUCUAAACCGCCUUUGAAGCAAUCAUACGCACCUGAACCGCCUGUGAAGCCAUCUUACGCACCUGAAUCGCAUGUGAAGCAAUCAUACGCACCUGAACCGCCUGUAAAGCAAUCUUACGCACCUGAACCACCUGUGAAGCAAUCUUACGCACCUAAACCCCAGGUGAAGCCAUCGUACGCACCUGAACGGCUAGGCUUUAAAGAUUCACAGAAGAAACAUGUCCGCAUGUCUAUGGAUUUAAAAUGAUUUAAAAAAAGGAAACUACUUGCCCUGUCAUUGCAAAAGGUUUUCCAUACUCGGAAAAUAUUGUUUUAGCAGUAUAUCUCGAGUAUCUGGAUACUUCAUGAAUCAGAAUCUGAUUGUUAUUACCGUAAUAUAUUUUCUUGGACACGCCCCGUCUGAGCAAAUUGUAAAAGGAUAAAAAGCAUGUACUACUUUUUGUUUGUAUUAUCUUAGACGGUAUACAUUUAUUAAAGCUACGCAUCGAGGAUUUCUAGGUACAUGUAGAAAUAGCUGUGAGGUAUCUUUUGAGGUUCAGUAAGUCUUUUGGUCAUAUUGAUUACAUUUAUUUUAUAAUAAACAAGUCUGAAACGAUCUUAUUUUCAAUUCUACUUGUAUUUUUAAACAAAUAAAAUAAAAUACUUA
Saccostrea cuccullata (small rock oyster) is the source of this 2298-nucleotide messenger RNA. RefSeq lists its product as uncharacterized. The transcript is spliced from 5 exons. Bases 157 to 1899 code for a protein of 580 amino acids. The record is from RefSeq and is a predicted model, not a curated record. Lineage: Eukaryota; Metazoa; Mollusca; Bivalvia; Ostreida; Ostreidae.